This is a messenger RNA of Camelina sativa (false flax), 508 nucleotides long. Lineage: Eukaryota; Viridiplantae; Streptophyta; Magnoliopsida; Brassicales; Brassicaceae. The record is from RefSeq and is a predicted model, not a curated record.
GUGAAAUAGGCAGGGAAGAUCAGAUUUCAAGCUAACAACGAGAAAAUGAGUCUGGACAGCAGUUCAAUGGUCCCAGUUAACUCCGGGCUAGAGAAUUUGAACUCUCCUGUUCUCUCUAAGAUUUGUGCGUGGGGUGUAAUGUUUGGGCUCUUUGCGGUUUCAUUAAUCGCUAUGGCUUAUGCUUGCUACCACAAGCAAAACGCUUCGAAUUCUUGCAUCGAAGAGCAAGAGAAACAAGGAAAGAAGCAAGUGUUGAAGCCAUUAGAUAUGGAACCAAAGAUUGUUGUUAUAAUGGCUAGUAAUGAUAACCCUACCUUCUUAGCCAAGCCAACCAAGAUCAAUGCAUGACCAAUAUUGUCUAGAAUAAUCAUGUCCAAAAUCGCUAGAUUUUUCUUCCGAUAUGUUUGUUCAUUGGGUUCGAUGCACAUGACGCCACCAUCUAACUUAACAUGUUUGAAGUACAUUUUUGUGUCAUCCUCUCUUAUCUUUGUAUCCAAACAAGUCCCAA